Messenger RNA from Paramecium sonneborni, 2241 nucleotides. Lineage: Eukaryota; Ciliophora; Oligohymenophorea; Peniculida; Parameciidae. The record is from the annotation of a GenBank genome assembly.
AAUAUUAAAUAAAAUGAGACCUUCAAGUGCAUCUGGAUGUUAAUCAAGGGAAUAAGAGAAAGUAAAUAAAGAACAAAAUAAAUCAUCAAAGUAAUAAGAUAAUAAUAUAGUUGUAUUAUAGUCCUUAUAAAUUACCAAUUGGAAUAAAACAUAGUAAGCCAAGUGGUUCUACAUAGAAGAUGGAUUGGGAAAGGUUGUUUGAAGAGAGUCAACAAUUAAAAAUGAUAGUAAACUAAUUAAGAGAUGAGAAUACAAAAUUAAAGACGAAAAAUGUUAAUUUAGAAGUAAAUAUUAAUUGAUAAUAACAUAAAGAAAGAUUUAGUGAAAUGCUCUAAUAUAAUAGAAGAAAUGGAAUAGACAGGCAAUAUGAAAAGAUUUUAUCAAACUCCUACUUAAGAUAAUUAAAUGAUAUUAAAUUUAAAAACUUAAGUGAAACAAUUAAAUGAACAACUUAAUGAUUCAAAAUAAGAACUAUAAACAAUAAAGAAAGCAUCUAAAUAUACUAAAUUAACAGAAUUAGAAAUUGAAUGUAAAUAAUUUUAAGAUGAAACAAUACGUUUAUCUUAGAUUAUAGAAUAAUUGAUAACUGAUAACAUUUAUUAAAAGUAAUUUGAAAAUGAAUAAAAUAAAUUAAAAGAAAUGUUAAUGUAGAGAGAAUAAUUAAUUAAAUAAAUGUAAGAGGAAUUAGAAUAUUAUAUGGAUGAGAAUAAGGCUCUAUCUGAGAAAUUAUAAUAGAUGGUUUAAGCAUAUCAAGAAUUAGAUAAAAUAUACAAUAAAUAUUAAAGUGAAGCUAAAAAUAAAUUGAAAAUUAAAGAUAAAUAAAUAUAAGAUCUUAGAAAUGAUAUAGAUAGAAUAUCGAUAUCAACUAAAUAAACUAAAUAAAUUACUAUUAAGAAACCUAAUCCUUAAAAAUUUAUGGAUAAAUCUUUAAAUAAUUCUACAAAAAGAGAUCAAUCAUUUAAAAUAAAUAACAAUUUAAAUAAUAGUACUAAUAAUAAUAAUAAUAAUAAUGUACUAAGUUCAAGUGUUAAUCGAUCAAUGAUGGAUUUAAUAGAUGAACCUGUUAGGUAAUAAGAAUUAACAGAAAUAAGUAUUUAUAAUUUAAUUAUAUUUAGGAUUGGAACUUAGAUUAAGAUUAAGUUCUGCAUCAAUUCCUAUUGUUAAAUUAGGUCGUUAUCUUUUUAAUUAGGGUUCAUCAACUAUAGAUUUUAGUUCUCUUCAUGAUAAACUAACUAAAUAGCCAUUUUUAUUAGAUAAACCAGAUGCUAUGUUACUAGCUAGAUAUCUCAUAGAAAAACAUAAUCAAAAAUAUCCAUAUAAUAUUAAUAUCAAUUUAACAUAAUAAAAUGAAUUUGUUAAAUCAGAAUUUAUCAAUAUUAUUGGAUUCUGGCCUAUUUAUGAUAAAGUAGAAUCCAAAAUAUUAGAAAUAUAUCUAUCAAAACUGUUCUUUAAUAUUAUAUCACUUUUAGAAUCUAAACUUGUUGGAUAAACUUUUAAAUAUUCUGAUUUAUUUUAACUACUUGAUUUAUUUUUAAAAUAGUAAAAUAAAUUAAGUCUCAAAUAAAUUGAAUAUUAAUAUCUUUUAUUAAAAGUACAUAUUAUAUAUUAUACAGUUAGAUAAUCAAAGAUUGUCAAAAUAUAAGAAAAUUAAAUGGAUCUCUUAUAUUUAAAUAUUUAAAAGAAUUUUGUGAUUCUAUGGAUCAUGAUGAUGAAAAUGCUCUUGAUGAAUUAUAAAAGUAUUAUACUGGAUCCUCCAAAAGAAAUUCUUUCUUUUUUAAACAACUUCGCUUAAAAUAAGAAUAAAUAUUAUCUUUAUUUGAUGUUGAUUAAAAAGUUUAUGAUCCAUAAUUAGAAUAAGCAAUUGAUAAAUCUUCAUAAACUUAUCUAUUGAAAAAUGGAUUAAUCAGAAGUUAUUCUGAACCUAAUUUUUAUGAAUUAUAAUUACUUUAAGAAGAAGAAGAUGAAGAUAAUUAAGAAGAUGAAGAUAAUUAAGAAGAUGAAGAAUAAUUAUAUUAAUAAGCUUUUCAUAAAUAAAUUAAAGCAAAAUAAUCCUAAGAAGAUGAUGAUGAAGAUAAAUAUUAUGUAGAAGAUAAUGAUAUUAAUGAUGAUGAUUAUUAAAUAGAUUAAAAUGAUUAGAAUGAAGAUUAUUCUCAAAGUGAACUUUAAUAUUAAAUCAAAAAUAAAACUAAUAAAUCAGAUAAUUAUGAAUAAGACGAUUUUGAAAAUGAAUUAGAAAAUUGA